Chara braunii is the source of this 3238-nucleotide messenger RNA. The record is from the annotation of a GenBank genome assembly. Lineage: Eukaryota; Viridiplantae; Streptophyta; Charophyceae; Charales; Characeae.
CCGUGGAAGAAGACCGAGCGGGAGGGACAGAGAAAAGGAGAAGGGAGGAGAAGAGAGGAGAGAGAACGAGGAGGGAGGAGAAAGGUGCGCCCCUCGACGGGGCACUCGCGAGGAAAGGAGAACGGAGGGAGGAGGGAGGACGAGAGCUUACUGUAAGCGGCGUUCAAGGCAAGGACGAACGAAGAACAGGCUGGACCACGAGGAGCAAGAGAGUCGAAGCAACGAGAUGGAAGAUCAAGGCCUGAGGGCGCCUACGUUAUAGGAAUUUCUCUUGGUGGUGUCAGGAGAAGAAUUGCUGGCAAUCAUCAUGGUGUUUUCCCGUUUCCGGCAGCCUGGCUGCGGGCCUCCCUCCAAGUGUUGGCGCUGGAUCGGCAUCCUUGCUGUGGUGCUUUUCUUCGGUCAAUCUGUCUGGCAAGCUUUUCGCUAUGGCCGACUUGUUGGACAGAAGGAGAUGGGGGGCAUAUACCCCUCUGGUAAUUACCAAUUUCGCUAUGGCCAACUUGGUGAACAUAAGGAGCCGGGGGCCGUAUACCGCGCCGGGAAUAAUACAUCCCCUGUAACACCGAUUCAAAACAAUGCCAUACCAAACAACGGCUGCGACGAAGAACACUAUAUAUGUUUGAAGAAAGGUCAUGAGUUCGAAUCGGUGCUAAACGGGCACCCAUCUGCGUACAAUCGCGAGGAGACGUUGGAAGCAGUGGCAAGAGACGAUGUUGAACGGCGAGGGAUUCAGGCGCGGGGCGAUCCUUGGGAUGCAGGGGGCAAAAAUCUCCCCCACACUCUCAACACUUGGGAGCCUUUUUACCAUUGCCCUUUCGAGGAGCGUGUGGGUCCGUUCGGCGACGGCGGGAAGUGGAUGUGCAGGGUCCGUGAUUACGCGGGCCCGGCGUGUGUCGCCUACUCUUUUGGAUGCAAUGGUGACGUAAGGUGGGAGCGCGAUCUUGUCCGCAUCACUGGCUGCGACGUGCACAUUUACGACCCUACCCCUUGGGUGGUCAGCACGAUGACGUACGCACCCCGAGAAACCGAGGAGCAAACCAAAACGCUCGCGGCCUCGCCGCGGUUUCCUUAUCGCAUGCCUUACGGGGUUAAGUAUCACGGUUGGGGGUUGUUCGAGUCCUCCAACGAGCUGGCAAGGUCUGUGGUCAAGCGCCUGAAUCCGACUGCGGAUGGGGGAACCUUGGGUGAGAUUGUCAACAAAACCGGUGGCCCUGUUCCGCAGAUCGUCAAGGUCGACAUCGAAGGGUCCGAGUGGUUUCUUAACUUCACCGCAGAUGCCGCCACGUGGCAGCAAGUGCAUAUGUUCAUGGUUGAGAUCCACUUGAAAGAUGUUGGGGCUGGAUUUUACAAGGGCAGUCUCUCCGAGUGGGAAUACGUCCGUGACUGGAUCCAUCAGAUCGAAGGCCUUGACUUUAGAAUGUACCACAAGGAAGUGAACGUCUAUCAGGGCGACGGCAGCUGCUGGGAGAUUGCCUUCGUGAACAUGCGCUUCUUUUGAGAUCCGGAGGGCAUGUGCACGCUCUCACACUACCGGGAGCAGGACAACUUUUUUUCUUCUUUUCUCUGGCUGCAUCCGCCCGCGUUUGUCAGCCGCAUGCGUGCGUCGAAGAAAACUACCACAAGGAAGUGAACGUCUAUCAGGGCGACGGCAGCUGCUGGGAGCUUGCCUUCGUGAACGGAGGGCGUGUGUGCGCUCUCACACUACCGGGAAUAGGAGGAGUUUUUUUCUUCUUUCUCUGGCUGCAUCCGUCCGUGUUUGUCAGCCGCAUGCAUGCGUCGAAGAAAACUACCACAAGGAAGUGAACGUCUAUCAGGGCGAUGGCAGCUGCUGGGAGCUUGCCUUCCUGAACAUGUGCUUCUUUUGAGAUCCGGAGGGCGUGUGCGCGCUCUCACACUACCGGGAAUAGGAUGGCUUUUUUUCUUCUUUUCUCUGGCUGCAUCCGUGUGCAUUUGUCAGCCGCAUGCAUUCAAGCGUCGAAGAAAAGUAAGAAAAAGCAUCUACAAGUUCUACAACCUACCGAGGUAUACCUUGCUCGCUGUGUUGUUGUUAUUUCAAGGAAUGUUUUAUUUUCGAUUCUGUGCAGAGGGAGCUUGCAUCUGUGAGCUUGCACCUUGGUUGACAUCUCAGGGGUGGGCUUUUUUUUUUUUUUUUUUUUUUUUUUUUUUUUUUNUUUUUUUUUUUUUUUUUUUUUUUUUUUUUUUUUUGAAGCCUAGGAGUGAUGGUAGGUAGGUAGUGAAGGUGAAAGAAUUUGAAAGAUGAUAAAAAAUUUGAGAGAAGAAUAUAUUAGCAUAGUUGAAAAGAAAAGAAAAGAAAAGAGAAGAAAAAAAGGGUGAAACUUAUUUUUUAUUUAAAUUUGGUAAAGAAUUUCGAUGUGACCUUGAGGCAAAAGUUUGGUCAGUUUAUUUUUCUGCAUAACGUAGUUUUUUUCGGGUUUUUUUCAAGUUUUUUUUUUCUGGGAACAUAGUAUUUUUUCAGAUUUUUUCAUUUUUUUUCUGGGGAAGGUCAGCCUCGAUACAGUGGGUGGGUUUCCUGCUGCAGCAUGUCAGUUUAGGAAACAGCCGACGCAUGCAAGGACCUGCAUGCAAUUUUGCGGCUAAGCUUAGGAGGGUACCCUUGUGCGCUCGAUCUGUAUGCCCUUACAGGGUGGGAAAGUGAUUUCAGCGGCUGCAUUAUCGCAGCAUUCGUGGGCAUCUUUCAGUCUAGGUACAGCGAUAAAUAAUCACCGUGCACGUGCCGUCUUUACCCGAAUAAAACGCACAGCAUUAUCGCAGUAUUGUGGGCAACUUUCCGUCUAGGUACAGCGAUAAACAAUCGCCGUACAUUCUAUUCAGGUGAACGAGGUAGUUCAGUUUCUGGCUGCAAACUCUGCGAGCUGAGGACAAAGUACACAAGACAAAAAGGAAAGAAAAAAAGGCAGCCAGCCUCUGCCCUGCCCUUGGAAAGGAGGAGUAGAGGGCUGACCAUUUUGGUGGCCAUUGUUUGCAGUUUUCACAGUAUUGCAAAGCAUAAGGUCCCCGGCAAGGUUGGAUAAAGGGCCUGCGUCCGCUGGAAAAGCGCUCAGCCCGGUUGUGACUGUCUGCGUGCGCCCAAAGAGAAGGCAGGCCCUGAAAGUUGUCGCUGCCUCCAGAAUUAAGGGCUGCAUGGGUUGGUUGAGGGUAUGGUUGGUUGCUGCAUCCAGCAUUCGAUCGAUAUAAUACCCGAUCGGUCGCAGAAGACAGGGCCCGCACAUAUGCUGAG